CGGCAAUCAUGGACCCCUGCUCCGGGCUCGAUUGAUUUGCGCGGUCACCUUCGGUCCAGUAAAAGCUGCAAUCGCCAAUCGCAGUGGACUUUGAAAAGACGGCGGCGGCAGCAAGUGUCUUGGGCCUCGGUGCGAAUUCAAGGUCAAUGGUCCACUGUCUGAGGGGGGAAUAUAUCACCAGACACUCGUACUAAAUGUUCGCCCACACGAUUGUCAGCCGAGCGGUGCCGGCAGCACCAGCAACAAUAGCAACGACAUUGUCCCGCGCCUGCACUCGACCUUCCACACGCACAAGCACGCUGUUUGCCAUGCCCCUCAGAGCCAAGCUGUUGUCGCAGCAGCAGCAGCCACAGUCACAACGGUUGAUGUCGACACAAGAAGUCUACGAUCGUUUCAAGCCCCGCGACGGCGACGAGCCCGAGGAUGUCAUCUUCAACAGUCUCUACGGCCUCCGGUCCAUCGAGCUCAACAGGCCAAGGAAGCUCAACGCCCUCAACGGCUCCAUGAUCCGCAAGAUCGCCCCGCGCAUGCUGGAAUGGGCCAAGUCCGACAUGGCCAACGUUAUCGUGAUGAAGGGCGCGGGGGACAAGGCCUUCUGUGCUGGCGGCGAUGUCGCCCAGUUGGCCGGCUGGAACCAGUCCGGGCCUGAGGGUCAGGAGAAGUCCAAGGAGUACUUCGCCCAGGAAUACCAGCUGGACCACCUGAUCGCCACCUACAACAAGCCCUACGUCGCCUUCAUGGACGGCAUCACCAUGGGCGGCGGCGUUGGGCUCAGCAUUCACGCCCCCUUCCGCAUAGCAACCGAGCGAACCGUCUUCGCCAUGCCUGAGACGACCAUCGGUUUCUUCCCCGACGUCGGUGCUUCUUUCUUCCUCCCCAGGAUGCCCGGUUUCGUCGGCACCUACCUCGCCCUGACCAGCAUGCGCCUCAUGGGUGCCAACGUCUUCUACUCUGGCGUCGCCACUCACUACCUGCACUCGACCUCUCUACCGCGCCUCGAGUCCCGCCUCGCCGAGCUGCGCUUCCAGGACAAUGACGGGAUGCAAGCUCGCCUGACCGCCAUCAACGCCACCAUCGAGGAGUUCGUCACGGGCCUACCACACGACGAGCCGAUCCUCCUCAGCGGCGAGCUGCGCCGCGCCAUCGACCGGUGCUUCAGCCACAACAGCGUCGACGAGAUCCUGCGCGCCCUUGAGAAGGAGACGGGCGCGACGCGCCAAUGGGCCCAGGAGACCAUCUCCACGCUGCACGAGCGCUCACCCACGGCCGUGCACGUGGCCCUGCGCCAGAUGCGCAUCGGCGCCAAGUGGUCCAUCCGGGACACGUUCGUGCGCGAGUACGCCAUCGCGUCCAAGUUCAUGGCCUCGCACGACUUCACCGAGGGCGUCACGGCGCUGCUCGUCGACAAGCGGCCCCCCACCUGGCAGCCGCCCUCGCUCGUCGAGAUCUCCCCGGAGCAGAGCCCCAAGCUGACCGAGGACUACUUCCUCCUGCCGCGCGACCAGCCCAAGCUGGAGCUGCUGACAGACGCCAACUACGAGGAGUACCCGCACCCCCCGUUCGGCGUCCCCACCGAGGAGGACAUCGAGAAGAUGGUCCGGCUGGGCACCAUGACGCGCCCUCAGCUCGUCGACGCCUUCGUGAAGGAGAAGGGACAGAAGCAGGGCGUAAAGGAGGUUGUCGAGGAGAUCUUGGCCCGCAAGACCACGGGCGGGUCCAAGGGGCCCGCGAAGUGGGUGUAUUAGAACGGCUCCUUUGGGGGUGUAGGAUAGAAUUGUACGGCUGUGCAUAUGAAGUAUAGAGUUGUACGAUGCG
This is a messenger RNA of Chaetomium fimeti, 1815 nucleotides long. Its product is annotated as ClpP/crotonase-like domain-containing protein. Gene Ontology annotation, biological process: L-valine catabolic process. Gene Ontology annotation, molecular function: 3-hydroxyisobutyryl-CoA hydrolase activity. Lineage: Eukaryota; Fungi; Ascomycota; Sordariomycetes; Sordariales; Chaetomiaceae. Bases 195 to 1745 code for a protein of 516 amino acids. The transcript has 2 exons. The record is from RefSeq and is a predicted model, not a curated record. Gene Ontology annotation, cellular component: mitochondrion.